Messenger RNA from Tribolium castaneum (red flour beetle), 1129 nucleotides. Its product is annotated as putative gustatory receptor 28b. The record is from RefSeq and is a predicted model, not a curated record. The transcript has 2 exons. Gene Ontology annotation, cellular component: neuronal cell body; membrane; axon. Lineage: Eukaryota; Metazoa; Arthropoda; Insecta; Coleoptera; Tenebrionidae. Gene Ontology annotation, biological process: chemosensory behavior; male courtship behavior; sensory perception of taste. Bases 53 to 1129 code for a protein of 358 amino acids.
UUAAUUAUGAAAUUAAAAGCAAUGAACUAAGGAAUUAUCAAUCAUAGUGAAUAUGACUACCGUGUUGGUCACAACCCCAACACUUUUAAAAUACUCUUACAAACUAACCGGUGUUGUACCAUUUCCCUUCACAACUUCAAAACCAACAAAAAUAUCGCAAGUCGUGUCUCACAUUUGGCCAAUCUUUUUCUGCUUAUACUUCAUCAGUAUUUACCUUUUUUACACAUCAGUAAACAACGAAACCAAAAUUUUCAGCUACAUCAACUUCUUAGUUUACCAUUGGAACGUGUUAUACAUGGUUGUUUAUGUCGUAAUGCUCCAUAAAAGAAGCACCAAAGUUAAAAAACUGCUAACUGAAAUCAGUAAAAUACAACUUAUUACAAAUAAUAACUCAAAAAGCAACGAACGCUACGUCAGAAUUAUUCAAAUUGUUACACUUGUGUGUUUGUUGGUUACAUUUCUACUGAGAAAUAUACCGCUGACUUACACCAUUUAUUUCAUGUAUCCUUGCACAAUCAGUACUUUUGAUAAUCUCUUCAUAAACGACGUUUUAAACGAGUUCUGCAAUAAAUUUAAAACUAUCAAUCGGAAAUUUGAAAAUAUUGUCGCAAAAUUUGGCACAAGUGAAUCUGAUUUCAACAUAGAAAUAAUCCAGAAAUUAUCCCAUCACCACUAUAAUUUGGUAUCUCUAGUGCUUGAAAUGAUAAAACAGUUUGAAAUCACUUUGAUAGUUGCAAUAACACAGACGUUUAUUGUAAUGGUGGACAGUGUAUACACUGUAACGUUUUUAAUCUUCAACAAACGAGUUUUGACUUUCCAUUUUGGAUGUAAUCUAUUUUUCGUUCAUUAUGCCAUUUGCUGGUUAUUCAACUUAAUCAGAAAAUUUAGCGAAACCCAAGAAGAGACAAACAAAGCCGGGAGUUACGUACAUUGUAUUUGGAACAAGUACAGUUUGAGAGGAAAUAUUGAAAAAAAAAUGCGUUAUUUGGAAUUGGUUUCUCUCCGCCUCUUGAACACUAAAGUAAAUUUCACCGCAAGUGGAUGUUUCAAUCUAGACUGGACGCUUCUCCAAACAAUGAUUGCGUCUAUUACAACAUAUGUUGUGAUUUUAAUUCAGUUUCAAAUAUGA